AUGACUUGUAAUCUAGUAAUCGCAAUUGAUAUCGACGAGACAAAAUUACAGUGUGCCAGAAACAACGCUCAAAUCUACGGAGUCGAGGAUCGAAUAGAAUUUAUUCACGGUGAUUAUUUGAAGUUGAUUCCAAAGUUGAAGGCUGAUGUCGUGUUCUUGAGUCCACCAUGGGGAGGACCUUCAUAUUUGAAUACCGAAAAAUAUGACAUAAAAACAAUGAUGCCACUGGACGGCGAAAAAAUAUUUCGGGAAUCCAAAAAAAUCACGAAAAAUAUCGCUUAUUACUUACCUCGUAAUGUGGACAUGAAUCAACUCGGAGAACUCGCUGGUCCUGGAAACACCUGCGAAUCGCAAAAUAUCUACAUCAAUGAUUUUCUAAAAGCGCGAGUUGUACUCUUUGGCGAUUUGCAGAAUGUUUGA
This is a messenger RNA of Ambispora gerdemannii, 420 nucleotides long. The record is from the annotation of a GenBank genome assembly. NCBI's taxonomy places the organism in Eukaryota, Fungi, Glomeromycota, Glomeromycetes, Archaeosporales, Ambisporaceae.